Stegodyphus dumicola is the source of this 810-nucleotide messenger RNA. RefSeq lists its product as uncharacterized. Lineage: Eukaryota; Metazoa; Arthropoda; Arachnida; Araneae; Eresidae. The record is from RefSeq and is a predicted model, not a curated record.
AUGCCACCCAACGAGUGUCGAAGACCCCGCUUGCGAAAUCUCGCGCCUAAUGUGUCUCCUCUUGUCCUGAGUGAUGCUGCUACCAAAGCUUACCAUAUUGAGGUAGUUAGCGACUUAACUGCAGAUUCUUUCAUUGCUGCUCUUAGGCGAUUUGUAUCGAGGCGUGGUACACCUCGAUACUUAUUUUCGGACAAUGGUACGAACUUUGUUGGCGCAAAAAGAAAAUUGUCCGAAUUGCAAACUUUGCUACUUUCACUUAACAGCAAUGAAUUGAUUUUAUAUUUGGCUGAAAAUACUAUGGAAUGGAAAAUGAUUCCACCUGCUUCUCCCCACUUUGGUGGUUUGUGGGCAUCAGGGAUCAUAAAAUUUCAUUUGAAAAGAACGAUAGGAGAGACAAAGUUAACAUUUGAAGAAUUAACUACUUUACUAACUCAAACUGAAGCUGUGUUAAAUUCACGCCCCUUAUCUAAAACUAAUCACAAUGAUGUAGGUAAUUUAGAUGCUUUGACUCCAUCACAUUUUUUAACUGGGGAUGUUCUUACUAGCAUCCCAGAACAGGAUUUUUCUAAUAUUCCCAAACCCACUUUAUUAAAACCAUGGGAGUUAUUACAGCAAAUGAAACAAGGUGAUAUUGUAUUAAUUAAGGAGGACAACAUGCCUCCUGGUGUUUGGCCUUUAGGUCGCAUUGCUGAAAUCCAUCCAGGAAAGGAUGGCAAUGUUAGAGUUGUUACAGUAAAAACUGUUCAUGGUUAUGGUUAUUUUAAAAGACCUAUAGUAAAACUUUUACCAUUGCCAUUGCAUCGGGAAUGA